This is a messenger RNA of Lingula anatina, 1130 nucleotides long. Its product is annotated as NPC intracellular cholesterol transporter 2. Gene Ontology annotation, molecular function: sterol binding. The record is from RefSeq and is a predicted model, not a curated record. Gene Ontology annotation, biological process: intracellular cholesterol transport. NCBI's taxonomy places the organism in Eukaryota, Metazoa, Brachiopoda, Lingulata, Lingulida, Lingulidae.
UCAUCGUCACGUGAGAAACGUACGAUAUACUUUGUGAUCGCCCUCUCAGAGAGACCUUUACUGCCCGGCUACUGCCAACAAGGUUUAAACUUGAAUGGGAAUAUGAAUUACGUUUUGAUAUAUUGUGUUGUAUUGGGAAUCUUUCUGCAGAGUGCAUAUGCCAGAUAUACAUCAUGUGGCGGAGGAAAAUUGAUUACAGUGGCUGUUGAUUCCUGUCCUGACCUCAAAAAUGACUCAACAGCACCAUGUGAAUUAAAAAGAGGCACAAACGUAACCAUGUCUGUAACUUUUAGUUCAGUUAAGGACUCAAAGAAAUUAAAUGCUGUAGUUCAUGGUAUCAUAGCUGGAGUACCUGUUCCCUUUCCCUUUGAUCAUCCAGAUGGUUGUGACAAAAGUGGCAUCACAUGCCCUAUCAGUACAGGCCAGACAUAUACCUAUAAAGCUGUGCUUGCCAUUUCAUCAAGCUAUCCUUCAAUAGAAUGCUCUGUUAAAUGGGAACUUCAAGAUGACAACCAUGAUGAUGAAUUUUGCCUUGUGAUACUUGUAAAAAUUACAUAAAGAACUGAGCUGUCAGAAUAAAGAGUAAUUUUACACCCGGUGUAUGCUCAAUGCUGUGGAUUAGUACUGCCAAGAAAAAAAUAUAAAAAGAUGUCAUAAUUGAAAAUCAUGUUUAAAUUCAGAAGAUUUAUUGUAAUUGAAAACAAACUGAUGUGAAUUUGAGGAGAAGGUAUCUAGUCACCCUUUUUCAGAAUAAGAGAGCAUUGAUUAUUUUUUGUACAGUAAAUUAUGUACUGGAAGUGAGCUGACCACAGACGCACACACACACAAUUUGAUAUUUGAUGAAAAUGAUCUUUUAUUUAGAACACUGCCUUAUCUCUCCUUUAUGUAAAUGAACAAUUCCAAUAAUAUUUUCAAAGUCAUCAUACCAUUAGCUUGAGUGAGACUACUUGUUAAAAUAAUGUCCUUAGAUUUACACUUCAACAGAAAUGGAGUAUGCAUUAAGUGGCUAUUCUCAGGCAUUUACUAUUAUUAAAUAUGCAGUCAUUCUUUUAUGAUUGUAGAAGAAACUUCUUUUUGAUUUUCUUACAAAAUAAUGCUUACCAAAGUUGUAAUAAACACAUAUUAAUCGA